AUGAGACCUCGCAGCUUCCCUUACCGUUGACAACUCAUACUCCAACUAUUAUCUAAUUCAAACCUUGAAGCACAACAUCGGUAUAAAGGUUGCCUACGCUAAGGUAACCUAAACUCUCUCUCAUACAUAUAUGCUUAAAUCCAUCGAUGUUUGCUGGUAAUAAGCAUCACACAACACCUCGGAUAUCAAAAUGAUCACAAGGAUCACCCUCCUUGCGUCCCUGGCGACGGUCGCCAGGUCCUCUCAACCUGGAGCUCCCGCGCCGGUCGCAGCUCCGAUGCGAGAUCUCGAAUGGGGACAGAUCAAUCUCCUGCAUACUACAGAUAUACACGGAUGGCUUGGUGGACAUAUGCAAGAACCGCAGUAUUCGGCGGACUGGGGUGAUUACAUCUCGUUCACGAGUCACAUGAGACAAAAAGCGGACGAGAAAGGAGUGGAUUUACUGGUCAUCGAUACCGGCGAUCGGGUAGAAGGAAACGGUCUGUACGAUGCCUCGAAUCCGAAGGGCAACUACACCUACGAUAUCUUCGGCUCGCAGUCCGUAGACUUACUAUGUACCGGUAAUCACGAGCUAUACCAAGAAGCGACCGUCGACCGAGAGCACAACACAACCGUGCCGAAGUUCAAGCACUCCUAUAUCGCCUCCAACCUCGACUACAUCGAGCCCGAGACCGGCAACCAGAUCCCCCAGGCCCAGCGCUAUGUCAAGUUCACCACCAAGAAGCUUGGCUAUAGUGUCGUGGCGCUAGGGUUCAUCUUCGACUUCGACCGGAACGCGAACAACAGUGUCGUGACCCCCGUCGAAGAGACUAUGAAGCAGGAGUGGUUCCAGGCCGCCAUCAGGGAGAAGCCCGACCUUUUCCUCGUCAUCGGUCACGUCGGUCUCCGCAUGAAGGAGUUCGAGCAGAUCUUCAAGGUCAUCAGGGACCAGAACUGGUACACCCCCAUCGCAUUCCUCGGCGGCCAUGCGCAUGUCCGUGAUGCGAGGAAGUUCGACGACAACGCAUUCGCGAUCGCUAGCGGCCGAUACUUCGAGACCAUCGGAUGGAUGUCCAUCGACGGCAUCAAAAAGAAGAGCGCGAGUGUCCCUUCGACCGAAGCCACUGUGACCUUUAGACGUCGCUACAUCGACAACAACCUAUUCGGUUUACACUACCACACCGGCCUCAAUGAGACCACCUUCCCCACCGAGCACGGACGCAACGUGACCAAAAUGAUCACCGCAGGCCGCAAAGCCCUCAAACUCGACGAUUCAUUCGGCUGCGCGCCGCAAGACCUCUGGAUGAGUCGAGCCCCGUACCCGCACAAUUCGAGCAUCUUCUCCUGGCUCGAGACACAAGUGCUCCCGACAGCCAUCACCAACGAAGAGCGAAAGGACGUACCGAGACUGGCCAUCGUCAACACGGGCGCCAUCCGCUUCGACAUCUUCCAGGGCCCUUUUACUAAGGACUCGACGUACUUGAUCUCGCCCUUCGUCAGCAAGUUCAACUACAUCGCCGACGUGCCGUACGCCGUCGCUAGCAAAGUCAUCGAGAUGCUGAACAGCGGCGGCCCCGUGUUCAACGGCGCGUUAGACACCAAGUACCUCAGCAUCCCCGAGCAAAUGGCGCCAAGCCGGUUCUUCGAAGCGUCCUUAUCCACGGCAAACGAGGACGAAGACGCGCUCCCGAUAUUCGUAGACGGCGAAGCGUCGCAAAAGCCGCUCAAGACCGACGACCCCGAGCUGAUCGGCGGGUACACGACGCGCGACGACCUCGGCGACGACGGCGACGACGCCGUGCACUCGCCCAUCAAGUUCUACGCCGUGCCCAACUGCAUCCAGUCCAAGAUCGCGUUCCCGGCCCCCGCGCCCCCCGGCGACGGCCAGACCGAGCCCCAGCCCCAGGACCCCGAGAAGGUGGACCUGGUGUUCGUGGACUACGUCCAGCCGUGGGUCAUCACCGCGCUGAAGUUCAGCGGCGGCGACUACGGGACCGAUGACGUGAAGGUGUAUACGAAUAGCACGCUGACGGAUUUGAUCGCGGGCUGGGUUAAGGAGAACUGGAAGAAGGACUGUUAAGAUGAAGGUUGGAGUUGAGUAACCUAAAGAUAUGAAGAAGGGGGGAAGGGAAAUUUAUUACCCCGAUCUUGUUGGAAGUUGUCUUGAUACGAGUAGGAUUGAAUGGAUUGUACGAUUUCAAAUUGCGCACUGAACAUUUAGCACGGCACGGCACGGUUGGAUUUUUGGAUUUGGAUCGGAUUAUUAUCAUACAUUACACUACAUUAUACCUCUAUACUGUAUUACGCGGCAGCGAUAUCAUCAUGAAAUGAAAUAGCAACGGCACAAUUAGCAUUAGCUACCUAUACAUCAUAUAACUUGGAGCUUGGAGCGCGGAUUUCAGAUAUUUUUUAGAACGCAAAUAUCCAUUAGACCAAAGCAAU
Molecule: messenger RNA, 2421 nt
Organism: Annulohypoxylon truncatum
Lineage: Eukaryota; Fungi; Ascomycota; Sordariomycetes; Xylariales; Hypoxylaceae
Product: Metallo-dependent phosphatase-like protein
Exons: 2
Coding region: 191-2059 (622 amino acids)
Biological process (GO): nucleotide catabolic process
Cellular component (GO): cytosol
Molecular function (GO): hydrolase activity
Source: RefSeq, a predicted model, not a curated record